UCAAACCCGAACAUGAGCCCAGGAGAGAAAACCAUUUUCCAAGAGUUUCUGACAAACCAGGGCACUGUGGUAAAGCCCUGCUGGUGGCAGAGACAGUGCCCUGCCUGUGCCAAGUGUCCCUUCCACAUCCGGACGGGGGAAGAAGCCAGAGUGCCACUCACAGAAUUCCACGGGCUCUUUGGCUCCCCAGACAGGCCCGCAGCGACUCCUCAAAACAGGCACCUUCUCUUCUACGAGCUGAUGAGCUGCUCAGGCAGAGUCCUGCAGAAGGGCCACGCCACAAACUGCACUGCCCGAGCCCAGCACCCCGAGGCUGUGCUGUUCGAGGCGGGCGGGUACCUGGACGCAGCCACAGCCGCCUGUGAAAGCAUCAGGGGCAUCGCCCUCUACUCGAAUCUCUCCCCCUGUGGCGAGGCUCAGCACUGCUGCUUGAGGAAGAUGUACAACUUCCUGCUGAGACACCCACACGUCACGCUCCGCAUCUAUUUCUCCCGGCUCUAUCGCGCUGGGAAUGGCUCUGCCAGUGCCAUGGGGGAUGCCAGGGCUCUGCGGAGCCUCUGCAGCCUCUGGCCCCGGGUGACCCUGCAGAGGCUGCCAGAGGGGGCACGGCAGUACCUGCUCUGCCACUUCGUGUGUGGCAUCACGGGGGCAAUCCCUCCUCACCCGGCGCUGCUGCCAUCGGGAGCCUCAGCAGGUCGACAAAACCCACGUCAAAUUAACUUAACGGGAGUGAAACCGUAUUUUAGGGAAAGUUGUCCCCGGGGAGCGGAGGAGAACCCGGCUGUGCGGCAGAAUUUAAAGGUCUUCCCCUCUCCCCGCCCGGCCUCCCGACAGCCUUUCCCAGCCGCGAAAGGCACUCUGCUCCCUCCGAUGUCUCUAAGCCCUGUGCCUUCUCCAGGCGUGUUUCUGCCCUCUCAGAGGGAACAGCUACACCUCAGACCCAUAAAUAUUGUAAGGCAUUUAAAAAUGCCAAAGGAAUGACUCAGUGGAACUCCUCAUUUCCCUGUGGCACGCACCUCUUCUGAGGAUGACACACAUCCCUCCGCUUUUGGGUGUGAAACUUAGAUCACAGAUAGCAAAAAGCACCAUUAAAAUCCCCUCUUACCCAAGUUAACCCACAGUGUAAAACCGUGGGUCUCAAAUAACCGAUUAUGAACGUCCUUAUGUUUUAAUCCUCUACCUCUCAAACACAAAUCCAGAGUCGUAAAC
Molecule: messenger RNA, 1209 nt
Organism: Empidonax traillii (willow flycatcher)
Lineage: Eukaryota; Metazoa; Chordata; Aves; Passeriformes; Tyrannidae
Gene: APOBEC4
Product: apolipoprotein B mRNA editing enzyme catalytic polypeptide like 4
Exons: 1
Coding region: 13-981 (322 amino acids)
Source: RefSeq, a predicted model, not a curated record